GGCGGAGGGCGGGCAGCAGGCUCCAGGCCGCUUCUGAGGGCGGGGCUCCGGGCCGCGAAGUCCGCGAAGGAGACGGCCUCCCUACUGGCUGCCGCGGGCCUGGCGGGGUCGCGAAGGCGAGGCCCGGCCCAGAGCUCGGCCUGCCCUCUGCUCGCCCGUGGUCCCGCGGACUGGGGUGUGUGGGACCCGGCGGCUGUGAAGUGGACCGACGGAGGUCUCCCACAGUCUAAAUCCGAGGGGACAGUGUCCCAUCGAAUAUAGGUGUCGCGUGGAACCGUGUGGAACGCGUCCGUGCACGUAGAAUGAAUGUGCGCCACCAAAAGCGUCUGUGUCGUCAACGCAGAAUAGAACACGUUCCGCACGGACUCCAGAUACUGUUACCGAUAAAAGUAUGGCAAACUUCUUUGCAUCAAAGACCGUCACUGCACUUUCAGAUCUGCAUCCAAAUAUGGCUAAUCUGAAAAUAAUCGGUAUAGUUAUUUGGAAAACAGAUGUUAAAGGCUUUCCAGACAGAAAAAAUAUUGGGUCAGAAAGGUACACUUUCAGUUUUACCAUUCGCGAUUCACCCUCCCAUUUUGUAAAUGCAACAUCCUGGGGCAACGGAGAUUACAUCAGGUCACUUUCCAGCAGCUUUAGGGUUGGUGAUUGUGUGAUAAUUGAAAAUCCCCUGAUUCAAAGAAAGGAAUUUGAAAGAGAAGAAAAAUUCAGCCCUGCAACUCCUAGUGACUGUAAACUGUUGCUCAGUGAGAAUCACUCAACAGUAAAAGUUUGUUCCAGUUAUGAAGUGGACACCAAAUUACUUUCUUUGAUACACUUACCUGUUAAAGAGUCUCGUGAUUAUUAUUCAUUGGGUGACAUUGUUGCAAAUGGACCAAGUCUCAAUGGGAGAAUAAUUAAUGUGCUUGCAGCCGUGAGGUCGGUUGGAGAGCCAAAAUUCUUUACAACUUCAGACCGAAGAAAAGGCCAGAGGUGUGAAGUUAAGCUCUAUGAUGAGAUGGAGUCUUCUUUUGCAAUGAUAUGUUGGGAUAAUGAAUCCGUCCUACUUGCACAGAGCUGGAUGCCACGAGAAACAGUAAUAUUUGCCUCUGAUGUAAGAAUAAGUUUUGACAAAUUUCGGAACUGCAUGACAGCAACUGUAAUCUCAAAAACCAUUAUUACAACUAAUCCAGAUACACCAGAAGGUAAUAUCCUAUUGAAUUUUAUAAGAGAAAAUAAAGAAACAAAUCCUCCGGAUAAUGAAGUUGAUAGUCAUUUGAAAGAAUCGAUAAAUUUAGAUACAAUAGUUGAUGUCUAUACAGUUGAACAAUUAAAGAUAAAAGCUUUGAAGAAUGCAGGAAAAGCUGAUCCUUUCUAUGGAAUUAUUUAUGCUUACAUUUCUAUACUGAACAUUGAUGAUGAGACUAAAAAAGUAGUUCGAAAUAGAUGUUCUGGCUGUGGUUACAUUGUAAAUGAAGCUUCCAUUAUUUGUACAACUUGCAACAAAGAUUCUUCGGAAUUUAAAUCUGUUUUUCUCAGCUUUGAUAUGCUCAUCGAUCUUACUGAUCACACAGGCACCCUCCACUCCUGUAGCCUCACAGGGAGCGUUGCCGAGGAGACUUUGGGCUGCACGGUAAAUGAGUUUUUUGCAAUGACGGAUGAACAGAAAACAGCACUAAAGUGGCAAUUUCUCUUGGAAAGAAGCAAAAUUUACUUAAAAUUUUUUGCAUCCCCCAAAGCGAGGGGUGGAUUGAGAAUCAGUGUGUUGUCAUGUAAGCUUGCAGAUCCUGUUGAAGCAAGUAAGAACUUGUCUGGACAAGGAAAUAUUUAAACCAGAUAUCAUUUUAAGACUUGUUUUUUGUUUUAUUUUGUUUUGUUUUGUUUUAGCUGAGCCAUCCUGCCACCUGUUGGCAGCUCAGCGGCAGCUCAG
Messenger RNA from Hipposideros armiger (great roundleaf bat), 1906 nucleotides. It is a transcript of the gene MEIOB, whose product is annotated as meiosis specific with OB-fold. The transcript has 14 exons. Gene Ontology annotation, molecular function: single-stranded DNA binding; single-stranded DNA 3'-5' DNA exonuclease activity. Bases 392 to 1807 code for a protein of 471 amino acids. The record is from RefSeq and is a predicted model, not a curated record. Gene Ontology annotation, biological process: resolution of meiotic recombination intermediates. NCBI's taxonomy places the organism in Eukaryota, Metazoa, Chordata, Mammalia, Chiroptera, Hipposideridae.